GGCUCGAGUAAUGAGUAUAUGCCAUGGAAAGCGAUUCCAACGACCGCCACGAGGGCAUUGUGAAGUUCUUUCGUGGCAGCUUUGGCUGGGUAAGAUGCAGCGAUGUCGCUCAGAAGAUUGGUGACCGAGACAUUUUUCUUCACAAGAACCAGCUGAAUUCGGUUCCCACAGCUGGUGAUGUUGUCGAGUUCAAAUUGGUUGUGGAUGCCAAAGGGCAACCGAAGGCUGAAGAUGCCGUCGUGGUAAAAGGCGACACGCGACACGUGGCAAAGAGACAAAGUGCCGCAGGCAACGAGAAAGAUAAAAGCAAUGAUAUGAAGGUGAAGCGUGCCGCGCUGAUGUUGUUCAGAGAUGAUGAGCUCCUAGUGCUUCGCGAGAAGAAAGAUUCUCAAGAGGAGUGCUUGUGGAGCGACCUUGGUGGAAAAGUUGAAGCUGGAGAAAGCAUGCUGGAAUGCGCUAUCCGAGAGCUGGACGAGGAGGCACAAGGCUUCCUGUCACCAGAAUCGAUAGCCUUGCUUAAACGGGGUCUUCGAAAUCAAUAUGGAGAUGGCAGGCAAUCCCCAGAGUUGGUUGCAUUGAAAGCAUCGGGAAAUAAGCCUCAAGCAGUGGCGAUUUUCCCCUUGGACUGCAGUGGAGUCAGCCUCGAAUUGCUGCCAGCAGCGGGGCCAAAUUCCUUUGGCGUGCACGAGAUGUGCUGGCUGAAGCGGGAGAACCCUGAUUUGAAGGAUCGAAGCAAAACACGAUGGCCUUUGCUCCGUGCCGUUUGCGCGCUGCGAAAUGCAUCUGCCAACAGUCGAGAGAGAUCUCGAUCGCCCCGGCGUGAGUAGCGAAAGCACUGUCGUGGUGCUGGGGAGGAAAGGAUACCGGACAUGCCUUCCUACACAUGUUGCCAGUCGUUGAGUGUCGUAGUUGGUGCCAGAUAAGUGAGAGGAGAGACUUACAUGUGUGCAAGCCGCAGCCUCCUGACAUAGCGAUAGAUCCCACAGGCAUGAUCUGCACAUGAC
Durusdinium trenchii is the source of this 1004-nucleotide messenger RNA. Lineage: Eukaryota; Dinophyceae; Suessiales; Symbiodiniaceae. The record is from the annotation of a GenBank genome assembly.